Molecule: messenger RNA, 1468 nt
Organism: Bactrocera dorsalis (oriental fruit fly)
Lineage: Eukaryota; Metazoa; Arthropoda; Insecta; Diptera; Tephritidae
Product: lysosomal aspartic protease
Exons: 2
Coding region: 122-1309 (395 amino acids)
Biological process (GO): cell death; proteolysis
Cellular component (GO): lysosome
Molecular function (GO): aspartic-type endopeptidase activity
Source: RefSeq, a predicted model, not a curated record
AAGCCCCAAGAAUCGUACAUAUGUACAUUCUAAAUUACUCACUUUAGAGCCCACAAACAUAGGUUGGCCUCGUUUCGAGUAUAAAUACUUUUUCGCACAUUCGACCAGCAAACAAUUGUUUAUGGCACAGCGUGCCUUUACCAUCAAAAGUAACAAAAUGUUCAAACACCUUGUAAUUAUGGCAGUCAUCUCGGCGGUGCAAUGCGCUGACGUCGUACGCAUACCGCUACAUAGACAUGAAAAGAGUCACAGAACGUUGGCAAGUGUACGCGCCGAAAUCGCUGGACUUCGUAGUAAAUAUAAUGUGACAAAGACGCAGACGCAGACACAGAGUGUCAGCAAAGAAACACUCAUCAAUUCAGAAAAUAUGGGUUAUUAUGGCAAUAUUAGCAUCGGCACACCGCCACAAUAUUUUUUGGUGCUCUUCGAUACGGGUUCUUCGGAUUUUUGGAUACCCUCAAGUAAUUGCCUAACCAAGGAUUAUGCGUGUCACGAUCAUCAUCGUUAUAACAGCAGUAAAUCGAGCACUUAUAUACCGAAUGGCAAACAAGCUGGCAUGUUGUAUGGUAGUGGUGAUAUGUCUGGUUACUUCUCCACCGAUACCGUACGCAUCGGUGGUUUAAUUAUUACAAAUCAAACUUUUGUUGAGGCGACGAAAGAACCGGGCAAUACAUUUAAUCAUAAACAUUUCGAUGGCAUAGUCGGCAUGGCCUAUCGCUCAUUCGCAUCGGAUCACGUGGCACCACCAUUCUACAACAUGUGGUCGCAACAUUUGAUUAGCAAGGACAUAUUCUCCUUCUAUUUGGCGCGCAAUGGCAGUUCGCAACAAGGUGGUGAACUCAUAUUGGGCGGUUCUGACCCCAAAUACUACCGUGGUAACAUUUCAUAUGUGCCGGUUACUCAACAAGGCUAUUGGCAAUUCAAAGUCGACUCUAUCUCAGUUAAUGGUACGACUGUGAAGCGAAACUUUCAAGCAAUUGCCGACACCGGCACCAGUCUGAUCGCUGUUGGUGAUUACGAAGCUUUCGUCGCAUUGAAUGAGAAAAUUGGCGCUAAACGAUUCGACGCGGACAACUUUUAUGUUAAUUGCUCUACAGUAGCCUCGUUACCGAAUGUUGAUAUUGGAAUUGGUGGCAAAAACUUCAGUCUCGCACCAAGCACCUAUAUACAUCACUCGAAUGGUUUAUGCUUGUCGAGCUUCUUCUACAUGGCAGAUUAUAUAUGGGUUUUGGGUGAUACCUUUAUCGGCAAUUUCUACACUGAAUUUGAUUUGGGCAACAAUCGUGUGGGGUUUGCGACAGCCGCAUAAAUUAUUUAGAUAAACUUCCGUAUUAAACUGAUUAUUUUAUUGGUUGUCCAUAAAUCUUCGUAAUACGAAUGCUAUAUUUUCGAUUAAAUAACCAACUGUAAAUAUACGAAUGCAUUUAUUGAGUGAAAUAUAUAUUUUUUGUGAAAAGCAAAAGUCAAA